Octopus sinensis (East Asian common octopus) is the source of this 1356-nucleotide messenger RNA. RefSeq lists its product as uncharacterized. Lineage: Eukaryota; Metazoa; Mollusca; Cephalopoda; Octopoda; Octopodidae. The transcript has 6 exons. The record is from RefSeq and is a predicted model, not a curated record. Bases 99 to 1025 code for a protein of 308 amino acids.
UCUGCUUUACUGCUUAUAAGACUACUUAGCAGUUUUUUGCUGGCCAGACGAAGUAAGAAAGAAACGGUGCAACUCGGAAACCCCCAUCUGAUUCAAAGAUGAAGAAUUUUAUUAGUGUAACCUGUCUGGUCACUGUACUCUGCUUCUCAGCAAUAUGUGCCAAUAUGGACAUCAACAAAGCUGUCUUGGAUGCCGAAUCUUUAGUCUUGGGAGAUGCAGAGCCACAGGCCGCUAUUGUUGCGACAAUUACAGCAAUUGUCACGAUUGCUUCUAUAAUCAGCAAAGGUAGGGAAAUGUUGAAAAAUGUGAAUGUUAAAGACAUCAUGAAAACAGAGAUCAUUCCUUACCAUUGUGAUUUGGCUCAAUCCUACGGUAACCUUACUCACACUAUCUUUGAAGAGAUGGAUAACGAACUUAAGGUUAUGAUCGGAGCAAGUAAAAUAUCUUUGGAUAGACUUCACAAGGAAGCAAAUGAGAGAGAAGUGAAAUUUGAAGAAUACGUAGCGACAUUAACACAAAACCCCUUUUUAGAAACCGCAGAAGAUGGAGCGUUUUUUAACCAAGAUUUCCAAGGUUUUGAAUCAUUUGGUAUAUCUACCGGUGGUUACGAUAGAGCAAUUGCUGAGCAAGCAAGAUCUUGGUUUAUCAAUCUGGUUCAAGAUAAAGAUAUUCUUGACAGCUCCAAAAUAGAGAUAGAAGAUUUUGUUAACAUCGUUUCUGCUUCCGGUGCAGCCGUAGAAUGCUUUGCAACACUGUUUUACAAGAAAAUUCGUGUCGAACGUAGAGUUGUUGAUCUUGGUGUUGUUCGAUAUCCCGAUCUGGAGAACCCCUUCCUCAAGAUGUACCAGCUGAAGAUUGCCGCAUACAGGAGUAGUACCAGACUAUUAUUUCUUGAAAAGAAACAAAGUGGAAUUGGAGGAAGUAUCUAUAUACGAAAAUUUGUUCCUCGUCGUGCUGCAAUUGCCACACUCACAGAGAGAUCUCUAAAUUAUGCUGUUGAAUACGCUGAAACAUUUUUCGACUGAAAAUUUCAAUUUUUGUAAAAAGGAAAAGGAAAUCAAAGCUGGAGAAUUUGUUUUAAUUAUAUUUACCUUUAUUUUCUCUUCAUACAUCAUUUUUAUGAUCCAUUUGCAGAAUUUUUAUUUUUAUGAAUUACCUACAGAAUUCCUAAUAAAUUUAUUGACUGACAAAUAUUAACAGCCUUAACACCAACAAGAACAAUAACGGUGAAGACAGCAACAGCAACAGCAACAAAGAUAACAACAGAAGACAUUGCAAUGUAUUACAUGAAUUAUUUGAUCUUUUUUUUAGUCUGGGAUUCCGACUGAAAAUAAUAAAAAUCAGAAAAUGAAGAUU